AGUCCAAAUAUCCAAACCUUUGGAAAAGAAAACCAUUCAGUCUGAGCAGCAAUAUACUCCAACUUAGCAUCCAAAUCUCUUGAAAAUUAAUAUGGAACAUAAAGGAUUAAGCACCAACAUGAGGAGAAUCCUCCUGCUGAUUAACUGUCUUAUACUCGCUGUUGGUAUCUGUGGGGGCCCUCUAAUGAUGCGUUUAUAUUAUGUUGAGGGAGGUUCAAGAGUAUGGUUCAGCAGUUGGUUACAAACUGCUGGAUGGCCACUCACUCUUAUACCUCUUGCCAUCCUAUACUUUUAUCGUCGAAAAAUCGAAGGUUCUAAUACCAAGUUUUACUUUAUAACACCCCGAAUUUUCAUUGCAUCGUUCGUCAUUGGCGUUGUAACUGGCCUUGAUGAUUUUCUUUAUUCAUGGGGCGGGUCAAAACUCCCUGUGUCAACCUCUUCACUUCUUCUUGCUGCUCAACUUGCCUUCACAGGAGUAGGUGCUUUCUUCAUAGUAAAGUUGAAGUUCACACCCUACUCCAUCAAUGCAGUGAUUUUGUUGACAGUUGGUGCUGUUUUAUUGGGUAUUCGAUCUAAUGGUGAUCGACCAGAAGGUGUGACAAGUAAAGCCUAUAUUCUUGGUUUUAUGAUGACACUUCUGGCGGCAGCUUUGUAUGGAGUCAUUUUGCCAUGUAUUGAGUUGAUUUACUUGAAGGCAAAACAAGCUAUUACUGCUACGUUGGUGUUGGAGAUUCAGAUGAUCAUGUGUCUUGCUGCUACUAUUUUUUGCACCGUAGGAAUGAUCGUCAAUAACGAUUUUCAGGCAAUAUCAAGGGAGGCAAAACAAUUUAACCUCGGAGAAGCUAGAUAUUAUACAGUGAUAGUAUGGACUGCCAUUAUUUGGCAAUGCUUCUUUGUGGGUGUAAUUGGAGUCAUUUACUGCUCUUCUUCUUUGAUGUCCGGGGUUAUGAUCGCAGUUUUACUUCCUGUUACUGAGGUAUUAGCUGUAGUUUUUUAUAGGGAAAAUUUUUCAGGUGAAAAGGGCCUUGCUCUUUUUCUUUCUCUUUGGGGUUUCGUCUCAUACUUCUACGGAGAGUUCAGACAAACAAAGAAGCAGAAGAAUAAAAGUCCAGAAAUCGAAACGACAACCAUGCAUACUGAGUCUGUUUGAUUUAUUGAGACUGUUUGAUUUACUAUAAUGGCUAUACAGAUACAACAAUUUUAUUUUAUUGUAGAAAUAAUAUACGUCGUCUCCCUUUUAUUGCUACUUUCAUUAUGUUUGUGAAAGGGUCUCUUUCUUUAAAAUUUCUGAUGUUCCUCUUAAAUUUACAAUACAACACUUGAAAGA
Molecule: messenger RNA, 1327 nt
Organism: Nicotiana attenuata
Lineage: Eukaryota; Viridiplantae; Streptophyta; Magnoliopsida; Solanales; Solanaceae
Product: purine permease 3-like
Exons: 2
Coding region: 92-1150 (352 amino acids)
Cellular component (GO): membrane
Molecular function (GO): purine nucleoside transmembrane transporter activity
Source: RefSeq, a predicted model, not a curated record